GAUAAUUUUUUUUUCUAAUUCAAAUUAAAAGCUUUGAAUUAAAUUAUCCCCAUGAUUGUAAUGGAGGGAGUGAUUGACGUUAAUCGGAGUCGGACAAGGAAGCCCAGCCCACGUAAGCCCCCAAAACAAAAACUACCUGUUCAAGUGUUCAUAGACGAAAAUUUCAGUGUCAGGCAGGCUCACUCUUGAACACAGCACGCUCACUGCGAAAGAAAUCAAAGAAAUAAACGCUUGAAGCUUGUUUCUUAUGGGUUUCUCUGGGUGCUAGCAUCAGUACUUUUCGAGAUUUUUGGAAGUGACUGAAUUAGAUUAUAUGAAAAUCCAUCAAGCGGGUUUAACCAAUUAUGGUAUCAGUACAGUCGAAGACUGUGUGGAUGAAAAGGCAGCAAUGUCCAUGUGGCGAUUGGAAAUGCUUUAUCACGUACGAGGGUGAGAUAGAUGAGAAUAAUCUGGGAUCCCAGUCGAUCAAGAAUGAUUCAGGACCAACAGAAACUAUGGUUGCCCCAUACGUGGGAAUGGUGUUUAAGAGUGAUGAUGAAGCAUUUGAGUAUUAUGGGAAUUUUGCUAGGAAAAACGGAUUUUCAAUUCGAAAAGAGAGAUCAAGGUUGAGUCCUCAAUUGGGUGUUUACAAGAGAGAUUUUGUUUGCUAUAGGUCUGGGUUUGCACCUGCUAGGAAGAAACAGACGGGGGAGCAUCAGAGGGACAGGAAAUCGGUUAGGUGUGGAUGCGAUGCAAAAAUGUACUUGUCGAAGGAGGUUGUAGAUGGGGUUUCUCAGUGGUCCGUUGUGCAAUUCAGUAACGUGCACAAUCAUGAGCUGUUAGAGGAUGACCAAGUUCGCCUGCUACCAGCUUAUCGUAAAAUUCAUGAGGCAGAUCAAGAGCGGAUUCUUCUCCUUUCAAAAGCUGGUUUUCCAAUUCACCGUAUAGUUAAGGUGCUUGAACUGGAAAAGGGAAUUCAAGGUGGACAGCUCUCAUUUCUGGAAAGAGAUGUAAGAAAUUUCAUCCAGAACCGCAAGAAAGUCGUUCAAGAGAAUGACGCUUUAUUGACUGAGAAAAGAGAAAGUGAAACAGUGGAUCUUCUGGAGGCCUGCAGGGCAAAUAAAGAAGCUGAUCCAUACUUUGUCUAUGAUGUUACUGUUGAUGAAAAUGAUAAAGUUGAGAAUAUUGCUUGGGCUUUUGGGGAUUCUGUUCAUGCCUACGACAUGUUUGGUGAUGUUAUCUACUUUGACUCAACAUAUCGUUCGAUGACUUACGGUAUGCUUUUUGGAGCAUGGGUUGGUAUUAGCAAUCAUGGAAAACUUCUCGUCUUUGGCUGUGCUUUUUUGCAGGAUGAAACCCCUCGAUCAUAUGCUUGGAGUUUCCAGGCUUUUCUCCGGUUUAUGGAAGGAAAAUAUCCAAAAACAAUUAUAACAGAUGUCGACCCUGGUCUCCGAGAAGCCGUGAGAAGUGAAUUGCCAAAUACAAAACAUGUCAUAUCCCUAUACAAUAUUCUUCCCAGAACAUCCAGCUGGUUUUCUCUUCCACUUGGCCCAAGGUUCCCUGAAUUUAAAUUUGAGUUUGAAGAGUUGUGCCAUUUAGAAAGUACUGAUGAAUUUGAAUUUCGGUGGAAUCAGAUGGUUUCCCACUUUGGACUUAAUUCAGAUAAGCACAUUGCUUUACUCUUUUCCCUACGCGCAUGCUGGGCUUUACCUUACACUCGAGGCUGCUUUCUUGCAAGAAUGGAUUGUACAUCGUAUUGGAAAUCCAUAGAUAUAUGUUUGAGAGGAUUAAUUGAAACUCAAACCUGUUUGCGUGGCUUUUUGGAGCAGACAGGAAUAUUGUCAAAUCAUAAAAUGCAGUCCCAUGAUGAGGUGCAGUAUAUGCAUCUUAAAACAUGCUUACCUAUUGAAGAUCACGCGCGUAGUGUUCUUACCCCUUUUGCAUUUAAUGGGAUACAACAAGAAAUGGUUCUAGCAAUGCAAUAUGCUGCAUCAGAAAUGGCUAAUGGGUCAUAUCUUGUACGCCAUUUCAAGAAGGUUGAUGGGGAGCGUCUUGUUAUAUGGAUACCAGAGGAUGAACAAAUUCACUGCUCCUGCAAGGAAUUUGAGUCAACAGGAAUUUUGUGCAGGCAUGCCCUUCGGGUGCUGUUAUUCAAGAACUGUUUUCAACUUCCAAGCAAAUAUCUUUUGAAUCGGUGGCGCCAAGAAAGCUCUCUUUUCUGUUACAGUGGACAAAGUAAUCCAAAAAUCAAGGAUGACUGGUAUCAGGAAUUCAAUUCCCUGACUGAGACUUUGUUUUCUGAAGCUAUUCUGACUAGAGAGAGAUCUGAUUUUGUUCACAGAGAACUUACUAAAGAGCUUCGAAGACUUAUUAGUCAAGUAAGAGAAAUGCCAGCUGUUGAUGAAGUUGUUCUGAAUGUUACUCUUUCACCGCCGAACGUAUUGUGAGAACUGUGUAUAUAAAACUCUAGUGGUUAAUCACCAGGAAACCUUUUACUGAAAGGAGUCUUCAGUGGAAGAGCUAAUGUGUUUUGGCCGUUGUAAUACAAAUACAAAAAGAAUCUAUGUAACUUUCCUGAAAUAUUACGAGAAAGAUAAAGUUGGCUUACUAGGUUAAUCCCGAGUCUGUAAAGUGCCAGUUGCAUGGAUAAUUAUGUGUUGAAGCAGUGAAGAAGAGAACUCUUGAUGAGGUUCAUCUUGUAAAUAAUGUAAGAUUAAUUUACUUAGACCACAAGUAAUUUGUUACCUUGAUUUUGUUAUUCCUCUUCUUUUCCUAAAUUGAGCUGCUUUGUCCAUUUAAUUCUUGCUUCUGCACCAGCUCACCACCCCUAAACU
Sesamum indicum (sesame) is the source of this 2813-nucleotide messenger RNA. Its product is annotated as putative protein FAR1-RELATED SEQUENCE 10. Gene Ontology annotation, molecular function: zinc ion binding. Gene Ontology annotation, biological process: regulation of DNA-templated transcription. The record is from RefSeq and is a predicted model, not a curated record. Lineage: Eukaryota; Viridiplantae; Streptophyta; Magnoliopsida; Lamiales; Pedaliaceae.